AUGGCGGCGAAGCAGUCGACGCAGCAUUCCAGGAAUUUUACGGCUACCGCCGAGGAUGAGCUUAGCUUUCGAAGGAGCCAAGUCCUUAAGAUUCUAAAUAUGGAGGAUGACAUGAACUGGUAUAGAGCUGAACUAGAUUCCAGAGAAGGACUCAUUCCAAGUAACUACAUAGAGAUGAAAAACCAUGAUUGGUAUUAUGGAAGAAUAACCAGAGCAGAUGCAGAAAGACUAUUAAUGAACAAGCAAGAAGGGGCUUUUCUUAUCAGAAUUAGCGAAAGUUCUCCUGGUGAUUUUUCUUUGUCCGUUAAAUGUUCCGAUGGUGUUCAGCACUUCAAAGUAUUGAGGGAUGCACAAGGAAAAUUCUUCCUCUGGGUGGUGAAAUUCAACAGUCUUAACGAAUUAGUAGAAUAUCAUCGUACGGCGUCUGUCUCUCGCUCACAAGAUGUUAAACUACGAGAUAUGAUACCAGAAGAAUGUCUAGUGCAAGCAUUAUAUGAUUUCAUGCCACAAGAACCCGGUGAACUAGAAUUUAAACGGGGGGAUGUAAUUACUGUAACGGACCGCACGGAUCAGCAUUGGUGGCACGGAGAAAUUGGCAAUCGACGGGGCCUGUUUCCAUCUACAUACGUUACUCCUUACCACUCCUAGGUGAAUACACGGAUAUCGUCGGUAUCGUGUAACUUCCACCUAAUUUCCUCGAAUAAAAUAAUGAUGCAUUUCAGGCCUCAUGUCGCGCGCACAGAGGCCAGAGGCAUCGGCCGCAUUAUCCCACCACAAUCACGUACAGGAUCAGAGUAACGGCAGAAUUAAUCAACAAUAUUUUGCAAACUCCUCCUAUUGA
Dufourea novaeangliae is the source of this 841-nucleotide messenger RNA. RefSeq names its product protein enhancer of sevenless 2B (gene drk). Gene Ontology annotation, molecular function: protein binding. Bases 1 to 648 code for a protein of 215 amino acids. Lineage: Eukaryota; Metazoa; Arthropoda; Insecta; Hymenoptera; Halictidae. The transcript is spliced from 6 exons. The record is from RefSeq and is a predicted model, not a curated record.